UCACAACAUCCUAAUAGCUUCAUUCCUUAAAUCUUUCUCAUUUUGUUUCAUUUCAGAAAAGAAAAGAAAAGGUUAGCAAGUGAUUUGUGUAAUUGAGAAGAUGACGGAUUGGGGGCCUGUUUUUGUGGCAGUGGUGCUAUUCAUCUUGCUAUCACCAGGGCUGCUAUUUCAGAUUCCAGGAAAAUCCCGUUUUGUUGAGUUUAGCAACUUUCAAACUAGUGGACCAUCCAUUCUGGUGCAUUCAAUUCUCUACUUUGCUUUCAUUUGCAUUUUCUUGUUAGCUAUUAGGGUGGAGGUUUACAUUGACUCUUAAUUUUCUUUUUAUCUGUUCAAGAUACUCAUUAUUCGCAAUUUCUUAUGUUUUGGGAAUUGGUGUUGUUUCCUUCAUGAAGUUGUAUCUUUAUUGCUUUAUUUCCUUUAAAAAUAUUAAUAUUUAAGAUUUAUGUUCCGCGUA
Messenger RNA from Gossypium raimondii (Peruvian cotton), 454 nucleotides. RefSeq lists its product as uncharacterized. The coding region runs from base 101 to 313 and encodes 70 amino acids. NCBI's taxonomy places the organism in Eukaryota, Viridiplantae, Streptophyta, Magnoliopsida, Malvales, Malvaceae. The record is from RefSeq and is a predicted model, not a curated record. The transcript has a single exon.